This is a messenger RNA of Oncorhynchus keta (chum salmon), 984 nucleotides long. Its product is annotated as DNA-binding protein inhibitor ID-2-like. Lineage: Eukaryota; Metazoa; Chordata; Actinopteri; Salmoniformes; Salmonidae. The transcript is spliced from 3 exons. The record is from RefSeq and is a predicted model, not a curated record. Gene Ontology annotation, cellular component: cytoplasm; nucleus. Gene Ontology annotation, biological process: circadian regulation of gene expression; negative regulation of transcription by RNA polymerase II; cell differentiation. The coding region runs from base 108 to 545 and encodes 145 amino acids. Gene Ontology annotation, molecular function: transcription regulator activity; protein dimerization activity.
CGCCCUGAUGUGCGACAAGCCCCGUUCACGAGCCUUUAUAAGAACAAUUGACAGCGUGCUGACUGAUUGUACACGGCGAAGACUGGCCUAAAAUACCGGUUUCUUUCAUGCAUAAUAUCUUAUCACACUCAACUGUCGUCAUGAAAGCAAUAAGCCCGGAGCGGUCUACGAGGAGCAACAUCUCCAACUCGUCGGAACAUACCCUCGGCAUCUCCCGGAGCAAGAGCCCGAUGGAUGACCCUCUGAGUCUGCUGUACAAUAUGAACGACUGCUACACAAUGCUGAAGGAACUCGUGCCCAGCCUCCCACAGAACGGGAACGUCAGUAAAAUUGAGAUAUUGCAGCAUGUUAUAGACUAUAUCUUGGACCUUCAGAUUGCACUGGACUCAAGCUCGUCCCUCUCCAGCUGCCAACAUCAGCAGCGGCGGCCGGGACAGGCAACAUCACCCAGGAAUCCCCUAGCAACCAUCAACUCAGACAUCAGCCUCAUCACCUUUCAGUCAACUGACCACUUCCCCAAAGGGACAGAGACUCAUGACAGCUAAACUCUCCUUCACUGACUGGGUGUAUUUUAAACAGGACCUCAUGUUCCCCUCCAAUGGCUGGCUGGAUUUCCGCUUGAUUUAACUUAUGUGUUGUUUUUACUUUUUAUUUAUCUACUGGCCUGGCUGAUCUCUUUUCUUCCAAGUGAAGAAUGAUUCCUCAACAACGAUGGGAACACAACGACAGACUGACUGAGAUUACAGUAUUGAAACAAGAUAUCUUUCCACAAGAGGAGAUAGCCUUUUCUUUUGGAAGUGGCACAUUACUACAGACAGACAAAUGGUCAGUCGAUGUAUAUAAAAUGUUAAGACAAAAUCAUGCCUGUAUAGUAGCUGAUUUGUUGCAGAGAAUAUAAAGAUGCAUUUUAUUGUACUGCAGCUUUCAAAGAAAUGUUGUAAAUUGCACUUUUAUACAAUAAUAAAGUAUAUUCCUUAUACUGUA